Messenger RNA from Linepithema humile (Argentine ant), 3591 nucleotides. The record is from RefSeq and is a predicted model, not a curated record. NCBI's taxonomy places the organism in Eukaryota, Metazoa, Arthropoda, Insecta, Hymenoptera, Formicidae.
GGAGAAUGAUACGCGAAUGAGAAUAGAUCUCUUAAUCUGUAUAGACUGCUCCGAGAAGGCAAAAUGUGUCAUAGGAUUUCCCAAAUGUAACACAAAUUUGGGGCGACAAACACAAAGAAGUGGUCUAAUUUGAAGCUUUUGGGAUAACAAUUUCUUGCAUCAGUCCUUCGCGCGGCCCCGCGAAGGAUAUUUCCGACCCUUUCAUGGGCGCGUUUGCUAUCGAUCGAAGGGGAUAUAACGCGUACCAGUCGCGUUGCUACGAAUCAAGGAAAUCGAGUGUGGAAGAGAGAAAGAGACACAGAUAGGAAGGGUGCACAAAGGCCACCCCCUUCGGACCGAACGACUAUAAGUACCGGUCGCGGUGAGUUCGCGCGGCUUAUGAGCGCCUUGUGGUCUCACCGUGGCGUGGUAUCGUUUUCGCGUUCGCGGAAAAACCACUUGGACUUGGCGCCGGAGUCGUUUCGAUCUAUGAAUAGAUCCUGAUCCACCAAACGGCACCCAUUUCCAUCGCGCAACCAGCCGCGAUUAUCGCCCGAUCGGAAAGCAUCGAUCUGCCGAAGGAAGACCAGCGAUACAGCACGUGGAACAUACGACGGACGAGCAUGACGAUCCCACGGGAUCGAAGAAUUCGCGUGGAACCUACGUAAUGGGUGGAUUUCAAGUGGAAGAUCUGAGUGAUCGACCGGGGUAGACGUGAUGUCGCUCGGGAUCGCCUCAGGAAGUCAAUCGAGAUGAGGAAGAGCAAGUCGAAGGCAGACGUCAUCAAUGACAUCUGCGGAUGCUCCGCUCUGUCGUCGAUUAUUCACAGAAAAGACUUGAACUCUACUUCGGCUGCGUUCAUGCACGUACGUGACAAUAUCGAAGAACUGGGUAAAGUUGCCGAUGACACGGACCUGCUGUUUCUGAAGGGACUUCUUGACAGCCCGGUAGUUACAUCUCUCGUUAAAGUCCAGGAGCGUCUUGAGGAUCCGCCGGUGCCUGUGGAACCGGUAUGCUCGUCCGUCUGUGACAUCGUCGACGAGGUGUGUCACGUCUUUCGAGCUUCCGGCAAUCUGAACGCCAGAGAGCUGGUGAAUCUUCUCAAUAGCUCGCAUCUGAAAGCGCUUUUGGAGACACACGACGCGAUUGUGGAACGCAGAGGAGCAUCUUCUGAGUCGAAGCCUUCCGUGGUGACGAUGCCAACGAACAAGAAAGAAGAGGCGCCUAUCAGGGUGGUCGGCUUUAGAAGACAACCAGAUGAACCUUUGGGACUAACAGUGCAGGUCGACGAGUCUGGAAACUUAAUUAUCGCCAGAAUUCUCGGUGGCAGCACAGCGGCUCGUCAAGAGCUGCUGAGAGCAGGCGAAGUAAUACUCGAAGUCAAUGGAAAACGAGUUCGAAAUCCCGAAGAGCUCCAACAGGCGAUUCAAGACGCCAAGGACAAUUUAUCUUUGAAAUUGGCUCCGGGCAUCGCUUCCGAUGCGAAUCGGCUUCUCAAGUCCACGUGUUACAUGAGAGCUCUCUUCGAUUACGAUCCAUCGGAGGACACGCUGUUGCCUUGCAAAGAAAUCGGCCUACCUUUUCAAAAGGGCGACAUUCUCCAGAUCGUCGAUCAGGCCGAUCCAAACUGGUGGCAGGCGCGAAGAGUGGAGGGCGAGAGUCUCGGCUCACCAGGUCUGGUACCCUCCUUGGAGCUGGAAGAGCGCAGAAAAGCCUUCGUGCCGCCCGAGGCCGAUUUCGUUCACAAGAUUAGCAUCUGCGGUACAAGAAUAUCCAAGAAAAAAAAGAGGAAGAUGUAUCAAUCUAAGUCGAACGGCGAAUUCGACAGUGCCGAGCUGCUUCUCUACGAGGAGGUCGCUCGAAUGCCGCCGUUCCGUCGCAAAACCUUAGCCCUGGUCGGUCCACGCGGCGUAGGCCGGCGGACCUUGAAAAAUAGAUUGAUCAAUAGCGAUACCGAUAAAUUCGGCACUAUAGUACCAUAUACAUCGAGACCGCCUAGAGUUCUCGAAGAAAACGGUAAAAGCUACUGGUUUACCGAUCGCGAGUCCAUGGAGACUGACAUCAGAGAGCACAGAUUCUUAGAACACGGUGAACACGGUGGACACCUGUACGGUACUAAAUUGGAUUCUGUACGAGAACUGAUAAGGGCUGGCAAGAUGUGCGUGUUGGACUGCAGUCCGGCCGCGCUCAAGAUCCUCCAUAACAGUACAGAAUUUAUGCCUUACGUCAUAUUCAUCGCCGCACCCGGAAUGGAGCAGCUGAAAUCUUUAUACGAUCUCGGGAGGUCGACUGGUGCCAGCAGUCGGAAUCUAACGUUCGACCGUCAGAGUUCCAUCAGAUACAGUUCCAGAAGAGCCAGAACGUUGGAAUCCCUUGCAUCUUUAUAUGAGGAAGACGAUUUGAGAUCCACAUUAGAGGAGUCCGCGGCCUUGCAAAGAGCUUACGAAAAGUACAUCGACUUAGUGAUCGUGAAUGAAGAUUUUGAUAACACGUUCAGGCAGGUGAUUGCAGCUUUGGAUGCCUUAGCCACGGAGCAUCAAUGGGUUCCAGUUAAUUGGAUAUAUUAAUUAAUUUCCAUUGGAUGUCAGAAGAAUCAAAUCUGGACUCAAGUUGCCAGUUUUACGUGCGAAUGGAUAAAGGAAUUUAUUAUUGCUAAUGCGUCCGGAAAUUACGAGAUCUGUCUGCCGAGCAACUUAAAAAAAAGGCACGUGUAAUCAGAGUACAAAGAAUGUUACACAUGUGCCGUAGAAAGCGAUAUUAAUAUGUCGCUCAAAGGGUGCAAUCGAGAAUCUCAUUGCCGUUCAUAGUUAACCACAACGUAGCGUUUACAUUAAUUCGUUAUAGGUUUCCAAACGACCCGUUUUAUUUAUGGAAUCCCAUCGAAUUUCUUUUUUUUAUAUAUUAAUAUAUACCGAAUUAUAAUAUAAAGGGAAUUGAAUUUUUAUCCUUGAUGAAUCGGAAUAGCAGUAGAGAUAAAAGAGCUUAUUUAUAUACAUAUAAAUCAUGUCGCGCGCUGCAUUUUUUACUGCCAAUUUUUACAACGACUGCAAUUAACAACGGGUCGAUUGAUGUAAGUGUUAGACCGCCGUCCAAUUAAUUUUAGCGUAUUUUUAAUUUAGUUGAUAUUAACGAUAAUUUUCAUACAUGUAUAAUUAUUUACUUCACCCGAAUUGUUUCUUUUGUCCUAUUUGCAUUCUAUUUCGUGUCUCAUUUUGCUGCUCGUACAUGCUAAGUAUAUUCCUGGCAUAGAGUGCCUUAAUAGCGCAAGCCUAUGAUUGGGCUGCUGCGAAGACCUACUAUGUCGAGACACAGACGUUUUACAGUCGAAUUUUACAUAAGACAGAACUAAUAACGCGUUUUCUAAUCUCCGAUGAACACUUACAUAUACACCCACAUAUGUAUAUAUCUAUACAGCACAAAACUUUUCAGCAACAAUGCACUCUUGCAAGUCGAGGAAUGCGUCUACUUUAUAGAUUAAAACGAAUCAUACAAAUGCGUAACGACAGAUUAAAUAUCUGUAUACUGAAUAUCGAGACGCUUGUUCUGAAAAGCAAUGUGAUACACGAUGUGGAAUAAAGUUUAAUGAACAUUUGUUACGAAUUAGAAACAUAA